CUCUACAUUCAACAACGAUGGCCGCAAACGCCGCCGGUCUACAACCGGAUUUCGGUGUCAUUACCACCUCUCUCAACACGGCCGCCACGCAUCUGGGACGAUGCGCCAACUUACUAGCCAUCGCCGGCGCCUAAGCGAUCCUGGAUGCGAUCCAAGGCAUGGAAAUCCGGCUUGGUGCCCGCAUCGACGACGUAGAGGCUCGGCUUAGUGCCCGCAUCGACCGGUUAGAGACACGUAUAGUGGUCGCCGAUCAAAACAGCGUUGCACGGCAGCAAAACGGCCUCCUCGUCACUACUAAAGAAUUUCCGCUCGAGGCGUUACACUCCGUCCUAACUGGCAGCCCGAUUCCGGACUUCCCCGCCCAGUUGGCUGACAUCGACCAACUGACAGGUGCGCAGGCGGAUAUUAUCCUGCGUGAACUAGGCGUUUCAAUGCAAGCGGGCGUUCUAGAAAAACGGAAGCGCAUCAGGGCCUUCUGUAGCGUCAGAGGUGUCUAGGGACUAUUUAAUCGCCGGGUUGUCGGGGGUUUAUGUUUUCUUUUGUUCCCCCGCACCUUGGUAGCCAUGUCUCCAUGGAAGCGGUGCAGCGAGUCUGUUGUCUGUCGGACUCGGUACCCCGGACUCUCUGCGGAUUCUCUUCGGAUUCUCUUCGGCUUUCUCUUUGAAUUGCCCAUGCCCAUGACCGUUGCUUUGGGGUUUGCCUUCCACGUUAGCCAGUCUGGCAAGGGUACGGACAAGAGAAAAUGACAUGUUUAUUUCCGGGCCAGGCCUAGAUCAUGGUAGUAUUUAGAAUCAAGAAUUCCACUUGUGAACUCG
This is a messenger RNA of Lasiosphaeria miniovina, 815 nucleotides long. RefSeq lists its product as uncharacterized. NCBI's taxonomy places the organism in Eukaryota, Fungi, Ascomycota, Sordariomycetes, Sordariales, Lasiosphaeriaceae. The coding region runs from base 159 to 497 and encodes 112 amino acids. The record is from RefSeq and is a predicted model, not a curated record. The transcript has 3 exons.